UCUGAGAAGGUAAGGAAGCACAAUGUCCUCAGCAUAUGGGUGAACCAAGAUGCAGGAGAAGCAAACAAUCUGCGUGUGGUCAUACAUUACGUCUGUGGCCAGGAUUCAAGAGCAAAACCCCAGUAACCGUUAUCCUUCCUUAUCUUGGGACCAUCAGGGAAAAUGUCAGAGCUUCCUGGAGACCAGAGCUGGCACAGCAGGAUCCCAGGCAGAGCCGCAUGGAACUGGGGGAAGGUCUCACUUAUUGGGCCACCUGCAGCUUUUAUUCUUCGCUGUGACAUGGAUCCUCCACAGGCAUUUGGAGAGGGUUCUUUUCGAAAUGAUGGCUUAAAAGCUGCUGAUGUCCUCCCUAUUCUGAAGGAGAAGGUGGCCUUUGUAUCAGGUGGCCGUGAUAAACGAGGUGGUCCUGUCUUGACCUUCCCAGCCCGCAGCAAUCACGACAGAAUAAGACAGGAAGACCUUCGGAAACUUGUGACUUAUUUGGCCAGUGUGCCAAGUGAAGAUGUUUGUAAACGAGGAUUCACUGUUAUUAUUGAUAUGCGGGGAUCCAAAUGGGAUUUGAUCAAGCCUCUCCUAAAGACCCUUCAAGAAGCAUUUCCUGCUGAGAUUCAUGUUGCCCUGAUUAUAAAACCUGAUAAUUUCUGGCAGAAGCAGAAAACAAACUUCGGCAGUUCCAAGUUCAUCUUUGAGACAAGUAUGGUAUCUGUGGAAGGCCUGGCGAAACUCGUAGAUCCCUCUCAACUGACAGAUGAGUUUGAAGGAUCCUUGGAUUACAACCACGACGAAUGGAUAGAAUUGCGUGUCUCCUUGGAAGAGUUUUUCAACAGUGCCAUCCAUUUACUCUCAAGGCUGGAGGAUCUCCAGGAAAUGUUGGCCAGGAAGGAGUUUCCAGUCGAUGUUGAAGGCUCAAGAAGGCUGAUUGAUGAGCAUACGCAGCUUAAGAAAAAAGUAAUUAAAGCUCCCGUGGAAGAACUGGAUCGUGAGGGUCAGAGGUUAUUACAAUGCAUAAGAUGCAGUGAUGGUUUUUCUGGUAGGAACUGCAUUCCUGGAAGUGCAGAUUUUCAAAGUCUUGUGCCAAAGAUCACCAGCCUUUUAGACAAGCUGCAUUCUACCCGGCAACACUUGCAUCAGAUGUGGCAUGUCCGCAAGUUGAAACUGGACCAGUGCUUUCAACUCCGGCUUUUUGAGCAAGAUGCUGAGAAGAUGUUCGACUGGAUCAGCCACAACAAAGAAUUGUUCCUGCAGAGUCACACAGAGAUCGGCGUGAGCUACCAACAUGCCCUUGACCUCCAGACGCAGCACAACCACUUUGCCAUGAAUUCCAUGAAUGCCUAUGUCAACAUCAAUCGGAUCAUGUCUGUUGCGUCAAGGCUUUCCGAGGCAGGCCAUUACGCUUCCCAGCAAAUUAAACAAAUAUCCAGCCAGCUGGAUCAAGAGUGGAAGAGUUUUGCUGCAGCUCUGGAUGAGCGCAGCACCAUCUUAGCCAUGUCUGCAGUCUUUCACCAGAAAGCUGAGCAGUUCCUCUCAGGUGUGGAUGCCUGGUGCAAAAUGUGCAGUGAAGGAGGCCUCCCCUCAGAAAUGCAAGACCUGGAACUGGCCAUCCAUCAUCAUCAGACCCUGUACGAACAAGUAACACAGGCCUACACAGAGGUGAGCCAGGAUGGAAAAGCCUUGCUGGAUGUCCUACAGCGUCCCUUGAGCCCUGGGAACUCUGAAUCCCUCACUGCUACCGCAAACUACUCCAAGGCUGUUCACCAGGUAUUGGAUGUGGUACAUGAAGUCCUGCAUCACCAGCGGCGCCUAGAGAGCAUCUGGCAACACAGAAAGGUCCGGCUCCAUCAAAGGCUGCAGCUCUGCGUUUUCCAGCAGGAUGUUCAACAGGUACUGGACUGGAUUGAAAAUCACGGGGAAGCCUUUCUGAGUAAACAUACAGGAGUGGGGAAAUCUCUACACAGAGCACGCGCGCUGCAGAAAAGACACGAUGAUUUUGAAGAGGUAGCCCAGAAUACGUACACCAAUGCAGACAAGCUUUUGGAGGCUGCAGAGCAGUUGGCUCAGACUGGGGAAUGUGACCCUGAAGAGAUCUAUAAAGCAGCCCGGCAUCUGGAAGUACGGAUUCAGGAUUUUGUCCGGAGGGUGGAACAGAGGAAACUUCUCUUGGACAUGUCAGUCUCAUUCCAUACCCACACCAAAGAGCUGUGGACAUGGAUGGAAGAUCUGCAGAAGGAGCUCUUAGAGGAUGUCUGUGCUGACUCUGUGGAUGCGGUUCAGGAGCUAAUCAAACAGUUUCAGCAGCAACAAACAGCCACCUUGGAUGCUACCCUCAAUGUUAUUAAAGAAGGGGAAGAUCUAAUCCAACAGCUCAGGGACUCUGCUGUUUCCAACAAUAAGACUCCACACAAUAGCUCCAUCAGCCACAUUGAAUCUGUCCUUCAGCAGCUCGACGAGGCCCAAGUACAGAUGGAAGAGCUCUUCCAUGAGAGGAAGAUUAAGCUAGACAUUUUCCUUCAGCUCCGGAUUUUUGAGCAGUACACCAUAGAGGUUACAGCAGAAUUAGAUGCCUGGAAUGAAGAUCUACUGAGACAAAUGAAUGAUUUUAACACUGAAGACCUCACUCUGGCUGAGCAGCGUCUGCAGCGUCACACGGAGCGGAAACUGGCCAUGAACAACAUGACCUUUGAAGUCAUCCAGCAAGGGCAAGAUUUACACCAAUACAUCAUGGAGGUCCAGGCUUCAGGCAUUGAGCUGAUCUGUGAAAAAGACAUUGAUCUUGCGACACAGGUUCAAGAACUGCUGGAAUUCCUUCAUGAGAAACAGCAUGAGCUGGAGCUUAAUGCUGACCAAACUCACAAGAGGUUAGAGCAGUGCCUACAGCUCCGGCACCUACAGGCUGAAGUCAAGCAGGUGCUUGGCUGGAUCCGGAAUGGCGAAUCAAUGCUGAAUGCAAGCCUUGUCAAUGCAAGCUCCCUCUCUGAAGCUGAGCAGCUCCAGCGAGAGCAUGAGCAGUUUCAGCUGGCCAUAGAGUCCCUCUUUCAUGCCACUUCCUUACAGAAGACACACCAGAGUGCCCUGCAGGUCCAGCAGAAGGCUGAAGUGUUGCUGCAGGCUGGGCAUUAUGAUGCCGAUGCUAUCAGAGAGUGUGCCGAAAAGGUGGCCUUGCACUGGCAGCAGCUGAUGCUGAAGAUGGAGGACAGGCUCAAACUUGUCAACGCCUCGGUGGCCUUCUAUAAAACUUCUGAGCAGGUGUGCAGUGUAUUAGAGAGCUUGGAGCAAGAAUACAGACGGGAUGAAGACUGGUGUGGAGGUCGAGAUAAACUUGGACCAGCAGCUGAGAUAGACCACGUCAUCCCUCUGAUCAGCAAACAUCUGGAACAGAAGGAGGCUUUUCUUAAGGCCUGUACGCUGGCACGAAGGAACGCUGAGGUAUUCCUCAAGUACAUCCACCGGAACAACGUCAGCAUGCCCGGAGUAGCAAGCCAUACAAGGGGGCCCGAGCAGCAAGUGAAAGCCAUUCUGAGCGAGCUGCUGCAGAGGGAGAACCGGGUCCUUCACUUCUGGACCCUGAAGAAGCGAAGAUUAGACCAGUGCCAACAAUAUGUUGUCUUUGAGCGCAGUGCUAAGCAGGCCUUAGACUGGAUCCAAGAGACAGGCGAAUAUUACCUCUCUACUCACACCUCCACAGGGGAAUCAGCAGAAGAAACUCAGGAACUCCUGAAGGAAUAUGGGGAAUUCAGAGUACCUGCCAAGCAAACAAAGGAGAAAGUGAAGCUCCUCAUCCAGCUGGCCGACAGCUUUGUAGAAAAAGGACAUAUACACGCCACUGAAAUUAGGAAGUGGGUCACCACCGUUGACAAACGCUACCGUGACUUCUCUCUCAGGAUGGGGAAAUACCGCUACUCCCUGGAAAAAGCCCUUGGAAUCAAUACAGAGGAUAACAAGGACCUAGAACUAGAUAUUAUUCCAGCAAGUCUUUCAGACCGGGAGGUAAAGCUGCGAGAUGCAAAUCAUGAAGUCAAUGAAGAAAAAAGAAAGUCGGCCAGAAAGAAGGAAUUCAUUAUGGCUGAGCUGCUUCAGACAGAAAAAGCUUACGUCAGGGACUUACAUGAAUGUUUAGAGACUUACCUUUGGGAAAUGACGAGUGGAGUAGAAGAAAUACCUGCUGGGAUCCUUAAUAAAGAACACAUCAUCUUUGGCAAUAUUCAGGAGAUCUAUGACUUUCAUAACAACAUCUUUCUAAAGGAGCUAGAGAAAUACGAACAACUGCCUGAGGAUGUGGGCCACUGCUUUGUCACCUGGGCAGAUAAAUUUCAGAUGUAUGUCACCUACUGCAAAAACAAGCCUGACUCCAACCAGCUCAUCCUGGAACAUGCAGGGACUUUCUUUGAUGAAAUUCAGCAAAGACAUGGUCUGGCCAACUCUAUCUCUUCUUAUUUAAUCAAGCCUGUCCAGAGGAUCACAAAAUAUCAACUCCUACUGAAGGAACUGCUGACCUGCUGCGAGGAGGGCAAAGGGGAACUCAAAGAUGGCCUGGAAGUGAUGCUCAGUGUCCCAAAGAAGGCCAACGAUGCGAUGCACGUCAGCAUGCUGGAAGGGUUUGAUGAGAACCUGGACGUCCAGGGAGAGCUGAUUCUUCAGGAUUCCUUCCAAGUGUGGGAUCCCAAGUCUCUCAUUCGGAAAGGCCGUGAGAGGCACUUGUUUCUCUUUGAAAUCUCUUUGGUGUUUAGCAAAGAGAUCAAAGAUUCUUCAGGACACACAAAAUAUGUUUACAAGAACAAGUUACUGACCUCAGAGCUGGGAGUGACUGAACAUGUUGAAGGAGAUCCCUGUAAAUUUGCUUUGUGGUCUGGACGAACACCAUCCUCAGACAAUAAAACAGUGCUGAAAGCAUCCAGUAUCGAAACAAAACAGGAAUGGAUCAAAAAUAUCCGGGAAGUCAUUCAAGAAAGGAUUAUCCAUCUGAAAGGAGCUCUGAAAGAGCCAAUUCAGCUCCCCAAGACACCAGCAAAGCAGCGAAACAACAGUAGAAGAGAUGGAGUAGAUGAUGCAGACAGCCAAGGAGAUGGCAGCAGUCAACCUGACACCAUUUCCAUUGCAUCCAGGACAUCACAGAACACAGUGGACAGUGAUAAGCAUUUCGUCUACGGCAGAGACACAGGACAGUUGUCUGGAGGGUGUGAACUAACCGUGGUGCUCCAGGACUUCACAGCGGGCCACAGCAGCGAGCUGAGCAUUCAGGUGGGGCAGACGGUGGAGCUGCUGGAGAGGCCAAGCGAAAGGCCAGGCUGGUGUUUGGUCCGGACCACAGAUCGGAGCCCACCCCAAGAGGGUCUGGUCCCCAGCAGCGCUCUCUGCAUUUCCCAUUCCCGCAGCAGCGUGGAGAUGGAUUGCUUCUUCCCUUCAGGAAAAGAUGCAUAUUCAGUCUCUUCCAAUGACAACGGGGGCAAGUCUGACUCAGUGGCCAACUUACAACCUCAGCCAUCCCUCAACUCCAUCCAGAGCUCUCCUGGUCCCAAGCGCUCAACAAACACACUGAAGAAAUGGUUGACGAGUCCUGUGCGCCGGCUGAACAGUGGGAAGACCGAGAGCAACAUCAAGAAACAAAAGAAGGUGCGAGAUGGAAGGAAGAGCUUUGACCUCGGCUCACCAAAGACCGGAGAUGAAACCACUCCUCAAGGAGACAGCGCAGAUGAGAAGAGCAAGAAAGGUUGGGGAGAAGAUGAACCAGACGAAGAGUCUCACACACCUCUUCCUCCUCCUAUGAAGAUUUUUGACAAUGAUCCAACCCAAGAUGAGAUGUCCUCUUCUUUGCUAGCUGCUCGGCAGAGCUCCUCCGAUGUCCCAACCGCUGCGGAUCUUGUCAGUGCAAUAGAACAGUUGGUCAAAAGUAAGCUGACCCUUGAAGGAGGAUCUUACCGAGGAAGCUUAAAAGAUGCCACUGGCUGCUUAAAUGAAGGAAUGAUGCCUUCGACUCCCCCACGAAACCUUGAAGAGGAGCAAAAAGCCAAAGCAAUGAGAGGCAGGAUGUUUGUCUUAAAUGAACUGGUACAGACUGAAAAAGACUAUGUCAAAGACUUGGGAACUGUCGUGGAGGGCUUCAUGAAGAGGAUAGAAGAAAAAGGAGUUUCUGAAGAUAUGAAAGGGAAAGACAAGAUAGUGUUUGGCAAUAUUCACCAGAUCUAUGACUGGCACAAAGACUUUUUCCUGGCCGAACUGGAAAAAUGUCUUCAAGAACCUGACCGUUUAGCACAACUUUUUAUUAAGCACGAGCGGCGAUUACACAUGUACGUGGUAUAUUGCCAAAACAAGCCACGAUCUGAAUAUAUAGUAGCUGAGUAUGAGGCAUACUUUGAGGAGGUUCAACAGGAAAUAAGCCAGCGGCUAACCAUCAGUGACUUUCUGAUCAAACCCAUUCAAAGAAUAACUAAAUAUCAACUUCUUCUCAAGGACUUCCUGAGGUACAGUGAGAAAGCUGGUCUGGAGUGCUCUGAUAUAGAGAAAGCAGUUGAAUUAAUGUGCCUUGUACCGAAACGUUGCAAUGAUAUGAUGAACCUGGGUCGCCUCCAAGGCUUUGAGGGCAAGCUGACAGCUCAAGGCAAACUGCUGCAGCAGGACACCUUCUACGUGACAGAGCAGGAUUCUGGAGUUCAGUCUCGACCGAAGGAGCGUAGGGUGUUUCUCUUUGAGCAAAUAGUUAUCUUCAGCGAACUCCUUAGGAAAGGAUCUUUAACACCAGGCUACAUGUUCAAGAAAAGCAUAAAGAUGAACUACCUUAUCAUUGAAGAAAAUGUGGACAAUGAUCCCUGCAAGUUUGCUCUAAUGAGCCGAGAAACAUCAGAGAGAGUCAUUCUACAGGCAGCUAAUCCAGAAAUUCAACAGGCUUGGGUACAGGACAUCAACCAAGUCCUGGACACACAAAGAGAUUUCCUAAAUGCGCUACAGUCCCCCAUAGAGUACCAGCGCAAAGAGAGCAGCUCAGCAGUGCUGAGGCCACAGACCGGUAGGGUUCCUCAGCCCAACAGCAGACCCUAUUCUUCUGUUCCAGUAGAGUCUGAGAAACCUCUGAAGGCUACAAGCCGUAACCCAUCUCUCCCACCCCUGAAGAUAUCUACCUCCAAUGGCAGCACAGGGUAUGAACACUCACAGCCCGGAGACAAGUAUGAACAAAGCAAGACUGAUUUGGGAGGGUGCAAUGGGACCUCUUCCAUGGUGGUGAUUAAGGAUUACUAUGCACUGAAGGAGGAUGAGAUCUGUGUGAAUCAAGGCGAGGUGGUUCAGAUCCUUGCUAUCAACCAGCAGAACAUGUUCCUGGUGUACCAGCCUGCAAACGACCACUCACCGGCCGCUGAAGGAUGGAUCCCCGGCAAUAUCUUGGCUCCCCUCACUAAAUCCACUACAGAUAAUAGCGACGGAAGCAUCAAGAAGUCAUGUUCAUGGCAUACCCUGCGCAUGAGAAAGCGGGCGGAAAAGGAGAGCAGUGGCAAAAAUGAAGCCAAUGGGCCACGUAAAUCCAAGGAUAUUCUGGGGAACAAAGUCUCUGUUAAAGAGACAAACAGCUCAGAGGAAUCAGAGUGUGAUGACCUUGACCCCAAUACUAGCAUGGAGAUAAUCAACCCCAAUUUCAUUCAAGAAGUGGCUCCAGAGUUUCUUGUGCCAUUAGUGGACAUCACCUGCCUGCUCGGCGACACAGUGAUGCUGCAGUGCAAAGUCUGUGGGCGGCCCAAACCAACAAUAACCUGGAAAGGACCAGAUCAAAACAUUCUUGACAAUGACAACAGCACGGCCACUUACACAGUGUCAUCAUGUGACUCCGGGGAGCUAACCUUGAAGAUCUGCAACCUGAUGCCUCAGGACAGCGGCAUUUACACCUGUGUGGCAACCAAUGAACAUGGAACUGCAUCAACCUCAGCAACCAUCAAAGUUCAAGGUGUUCCAGCUGCCCCAAAUCGCCCCAUUGCUCAGGAGAGAAGCUGCACCUCUGUGAUCCUGCGCUGGCUACCCCCAUCCAGUACAGGCAACUGCACCAUUUCAGGCUACACUGUGGAGUACAGAGAAGAAGGCUCGCAGGUCUGGCAGCAGUCAGUGGCCUCCACUUUGGACACGUACCUCGUCAUUGAGGACCUGUCCCCAGGCUGCCAGUAUCAGUUUCGUGUGAGCGCCAGCAAUCCCUGGGGGAUCAGCUUGCCCAGUGACCCGUCUGAAUUUGUGAGGCUCCCGGAGUACGACUCCGCUGCCGAUGGUGCCACUAUUUCGUGGAAGGAAAACUUUGACCUCGCUUACGCAGAGCUGCAUGAGAUUGGCAGGGGACGAUUCUCCAUAGUAAAGAAAUGCAUUCACAAAGCCACUCGGAAAGAUGUUGCUGUAAAAUUCAUUAGUAAAAAAAUGAAAAAGAAAGAGCAGGCAGCACAUGAAGCAGCUUUGUUGCAGCACUUACAGCAUCCUCAGUACAUCACUAUCCACGAUACCUACGAGUCUCCUACUUCUUACAUCCUAGUUUUGGAACUGAUGGAUGACGGUCGUCUCUUAGAUUACCUAAUGAACCAUGAUGAACUUAUGGAAGAAAAAGUCGCUUUCUAUAUAAGAGACACAAUGGAAGCCUUGCAGUAUCUUCACAAUUGCAGAGUGGCUCACUUAGACAUAAAGCCAGAAAAUUUGCUGAUUGAUUUAAGGAUCCCAGUGCCUCGUGUGAAGAUCAUCGAUUUGGAAGAUGCAGUUCAGAUCACAGGUCAUUACCACGUCCACCACCUCCUCGGAAACCCAGAGUUUGCAGCUCCUGAAGUGAUCCAAGGCCUUCCCGUCUCCCUGAGCACGGAUAUCUGGAGCAUUGGUGUCCUCACCUACGUCAUGUUAAGCGGUGUCUCUCCGUUCCUGGAUGAAAGCAGAGAGGAGACCUGUAUCAACGUGUGCAGAGUAGAUUUCAGCUUUCCCCCCGAGUACUUCUCCGACGUGAGCCAUGCCGCCAGGGAUUUCAUCAACGUUAUCCUCCAGGAAGACUCCAGGAGAAGGCCGACAGCAGCCACUUGUUUACAGCAUCCGUGGCUGCAGCCGCACAACGGCAGCUAUUCCAAGAUCCCACUGGAUACCUCCCGCUUGGCUUCCUUCAUUGAGCGCCGCAGGCACCAGUACGAUGUGCAUCCCGUCCCCAGCGUCAAGAGUUUCCUGAUGAGCAGGCUGGCCCCCGGCACGUAACGCCUCUUUCCCUGGGGUCCCACACUGCCGGUCCUGGGGCAGGGCGUGGGGAGAGAGUAGGCACAAGGCAGAUCUGUCUGUACAUAGUCCCGUCUCCAGCAUUUGCAUUUCACGUGGCUUCCCUCAUCGCAGGGUACAAAUCAUAGUGGAGGUGGUAGCACCUGCUCAGUUCCAUGGGAUGAAAGCAAAGGGGGGUGAACAGCAGCAGGUACCUGCUGCCUCCCCUUGGCUGGCUCCUCUUGGGACAUGUACUUUUGCUGCAUCCACCACCAAAAACAGACUGCAGGAAGCAAACACCAUCUGGAAACAAGAGCCAAAAUUGCAGUUGCCUUAAUCUUCAUGAGGCAGCCUUAUAAGAAAUCCUCUUGAUCUUGCUGAACUGAUUUCAAAAUGUAUGAUAGAUUAGGAGUAGGGUAGUGGGGGGGGUGUGAGACUAGGCUAACCUUAGUGUGUACUGCAGAACUGGACCCAAGUCAGUUUGGGCUGAAGUCACUGCAAGCCUGCUCCGGGCUAGCAGACAGAUUUUGCACACCCCAUACGCCCAGGUCUGCUGUGAUCUUGGUGGGGACUUCGCCUGUGCAGGACAUGCAAGACCAGGCCCCAGUCCCUGCUGGAUCAGCUCCGUGGUGGUCUGGCUUAGGUAGACCCUCAUCAUGUGGUAGUGCUCAGACCAAAAUCCCCCGUUAAUCCCUGGGCUUUCUGCUGUGUCAAGUCAAUGUGCAGUACCUUUCAGAGGUACGAUUAAGGCAAUGAAUUCAUUGGAGCAUAGAGCUGGUUCUGACUAAGCACAAUGGGACUACGAUGGGUUUUUUAAAAGUAUUUUAUACACACUGUACAUAAAUCUUUUGCAAAACCUGUGCAUUGAGAAAAGGCUGUGUCCAAUUUUUGCAGUAUCUGUAAACUAGAUGAUGAUGACAAAGACAAUUUUUUUCUAUCACAGGUUUUCAGUAUACAUAGAUUGUAUAAUAUAUAUAAAUAUAUAUAUAUAAAGGAUCUUGUUCCAUUUCUAGCUUCAGAAUUGCUUGGCCCAAAGUCCAUCUAAGCCUUUCCGAGUACAGUAGGAGUGGUGAGUUCACCUUUGUGCUUACAGCUUGAAAAUAAUUUUCAGUGUUUAAAGUAUGUCAUUUGUUUCAUUUCCAAACUUGUAAAUAUCUCUCAGCCACCGUUAGCACCUCAUCACCAAAGCAUUUGUGAGGAUAUUUUUAUGUCCAAAGCCUAAUUUGUAAUAAAAUAAAAAAUAUUCACAAUUAAAUAAUUUCUCUCUUGCAAGCCAAGUUGCAACAUCAUCACAUUGAUGUUACAGUUACAGAGCCAGCCCUAAGUACAACCAAGGCAGGGAGCCUGCAGUGACAAAACAGCAGUUCAUAGGCUGGCCAAAUCCUCCUCUCUAGCAGCGGGACUGGGAGGGGAAACACUUCCCCAACUGCUCUUUUUUGCCCUGGCGUGCGAGGGCUUUGUCUGGGUGCUGAGUGCCGUUGCUGUGUCUGCAAUGGGAAAUGUUGGUUGUUACUAAAGGUUUUCCUGAGGAAAAGGGCUUGAUCUGCCCAUGUGUGCUCAGCAGAGACUCUCUUGUAAGGGCAAGAGUCCGAUUUAAUUCACUCGCCGAGUAACUGCACUGUAAGCCUGCAAUAUAUCUGCAGGAGCAAAAGCUGUAUCUGUCAGCAGGUGGUAGAGAUAUUCUGCAAGUACUGUUAAAUUCUCAGGGCUCUGCCAGCCCUUUUGUGAUCCACCUCUAAGCUCAGUUUCACGGCAUGCUGGUAGGAGACUUGGCCCUUCUCUUUGUGCUUGCUCUCACUACGCUGGAGUCUCCUAGUGGAGAAGAAAGGAGGCAUAGCAAAAAACAAAACAAAAAACAAACAACAAACAAACAAAUAAACAAAACGACACAACGUUCAGCACUGCGUGCGUGUGAUACAAGAACAGACCUCGAGGUUGGGAAGCCACAGUCAGAAGGGGUGAGCCUGGGUACCCGAGCGGGGUCAGAAGUGGUGUAGGAGGCCAUGUGCCGAUGGAGAGACAUCUAAUACAAGGGGAAGUUGAGGAAAGGCUUGAACAAGAGCGUGUUCACAAAAGGCUAAACCUUCUGAUCAGGUAGAACCUAUCUCAGUUCCCUUCUGCAGUGCAGCAGCUGACGUUCUAAGCAAUCCAGCAGCACCUCUUAGACAAAGACCAGAUUCUCAUCCUGAGCAAGAGUGCAAGGUAUGGCAAUUCUUAGCAACUGAAAUGCCUUCAAACAAUAGUCAUCAAGGGUUAUCUUUACUUAGCACCGGCCUCAGGUACUUUCUCCCUACAGGACUGUUUGUACUUCUUCCUAUUUGUCAAAGCUGGCUCUUGGUGCUGUUAUCGUGCUGCCCUUAACAAAAAAUGUUUAUAGAAGUGUGGUUUACAAAACCCACAACUUUUAUGAUGCCUGUGGGUACAGUUUAAGCCACAGUCUUUCUGCUUGGCAUUAAAACAAACAACUUCUCAUAUUUCACAUGAAAGCUGCAGUUAUUUAUCAUUUUAUUUUCCUGCCUUCUGCAUUCGCAUCUCAAACUGCAGCAGCAGACACUUUGGAAGCAGAGGUGGGGAAAGCUGGUUUGUUUAAGGGAAUAUUUAAGCAUCCAAUUGCUAUCAAAUAACAGACAAAAACCCCAACAGGCUGAAAGAGGAGACACGUUUAGGUAUUGGUGCUCGGAUUCAAAAAAGUGAUUCUUCUUCAAGGGAGAGCUGUGAACUCUGAGGGUGUUGAACUCUUGAGGAUUUUUGAAUGUCAUGAGGUUGCUUUCCAUUACGGUUCUGCUUUUUCCCAUAUUCAUGUUAGAGAGCUCCUCUUCCUGGGCACUGCCCAUCUGACAGCCCAUUCAGGAAAACUGGAACCUGUAACUACUUCCAGAUAUGUUCGUGAUUAUGAACUGUUCUUGCAUUUUAUCUCAAAGAUUUAUUUUGCCUGCAUAAUACCAAGUUGACAUGAAAUGCUGCAGUAUGAUAAAUACAGAGGAAAUAUUCUGGACUUGCUUUCUUGAGGUCUUUUCCAGCCAAUCUGUGGCCUCUCUGCAGAUCCAAUGGGUCCUGUAACUGUUGUAAACUGUAACUCUCUUGUAAAGAGGUUACAGGAGCUCAGUAAGGAUGCCUGGAGCAAACCCACUGAGUAAGAAGCAUCAGAGCCAACCCGCCUUUGCAGUAUUCUGCAACUACUGGAUUUUUUGUGCGUGAAAUAUUGCCGGUAACAAACAUGGGGAAACACGGUUUCCCAUCACGCUCUGUUAGGCCUUUGCAAAUCUCGCUGGAGAGCAGCUGACUCCGAGGGGAAGAUUUCCACCUGCAGCUUUACCACUCAGGGUAUUCCCAAGGCAGCCGAGGGAAGGUGUGAUGGCAGCUGCACCGUCUGGCUUCUGCAGAAACUUCUUCAGACCAACAGAAAUACUAUAAUAGUAAUGGAGCAGCCCAAGCUGGGUGCAGACCGGCACUACACACAGAGCCACCGCCUCCAGGCAUCUACACGUGUUACUACAGGGGUGUCACACAGCCAGUCUGGGGCUCUAAACUUCAAUAUUUUAAAACAAUGCAGGCUUUAAAAUUUAUAAAACUGUCCUCUUCCUACUUGUACCAACAAGUCUUGUCUAGUCUUGCUGCUUUUUUGUUUAAAAUUAACCUUUUUCAGUAACAUUUAGCUUUAGAAGCGUCUUAUCUUUAAAGUCAGUUAAUGUCGAGACAAAGUCCGUCCCCUCAACUGACCUAUACAAGUUCUAUGGCUUCAGUGGAGUUCAUUAGCAUUUCCAACAAUGUUAUUGGGCCUUUGUUACAAAUACCAUAAGUAAAGGCUGAAUACAGAACUGCACAUAAUGACCUGACUAUAUGAAACCAUACUUUAAUACCCUUGCAAUGAGGGGACUGCAUCAAGUGACCCAGGAUAAUAUAAACUUCAGAGACAGAUGUAAAGGCUGGUCUGUAUAUACAAAGGUCUAACAGAUAAUUAAUCCAUACAGGGGCUAACCACCUGGUUUGUGUUUCUGUUCCUUUCACUGCAGAGGUAGAUUCUCCUCUAAAACAGGGCUUGGAUUUUUUUUCCAGCUCAUUCUUUCACGUCCCAUCAGAAAAUGGUGCUUUCCCAAGGAAACAAAAUAAAAAUCCCAUUUUACUAGGCUGACUGCACACUGCCAUCAAGUGAUGAAUUCUCGUUCUGGGAUCUGUAUAGUGGUGAGUGUUACCAUAGCGUCAGGAUGCUGAUUAUUCACUGUAACUGUAGUCUCUAUUAUGGAACUAGUGAAAAAACAACAUCUUCUCAAGCCAUAUUUCACCUUCAUGUCCAACUUCUGAUGCUGGUGCUUUUACUUCUCUUUCUACCAAACUGUUCAGCCGUGCUCUGCAACUGAGGUCAAUUUGCUGAUAACUUUUAAAAGGCAAAUGUAAUAGGAAAAGCAAAAAAAAAAGAAUUCAAUCUCAGACUUACUCACUGAGAUGAGAGCAAACAGUUGGAAUAUAUUGAUGCUUUUCAACCUUUGCAACAAUCAAUUGAAGGAGGAAAAAAGAAACAGUAUUGUUAACUGCUCAGCAUUUUCAAGGUGCAAAGUAAUUCCACAGCCUUAACUAUUUCAGUGUAUUGCUGGUCUGCCUUAAAUGUGUCUUCAGUUUUAUUGCGAAUUUCAUUUUGUAUGCACACAAUGUUGUUUUGUAAAGGUAAGUUUGUAAAUAUUUCCUUUGUAAGUCUAAUCACCCAUGUGUACUGUUGUGAGGUGACUACUUGCUGUCCCAUGUCGUUAUUACUGUACUGCAGUAUAUAUGAUCAUCUACGGAUGUAGCUUCAAACUGUACAUUUUCUGUCCUUACAUUCCUAUAAAUAGAAUAUACUAAUGAUUCCGUUUCUGGGCUUUUUUGAUUAAAUACAUUUGUUCAUAGAA
Columba livia (rock pigeon) is the source of this 14066-nucleotide messenger RNA. It is a transcript of the gene KALRN, whose product is annotated as kalirin RhoGEF kinase. The coding region runs from base 163 to 9186 and encodes 3007 amino acids. Gene Ontology annotation, cellular component: plasma membrane; extrinsic component of membrane; cytoplasm. NCBI's taxonomy places the organism in Eukaryota, Metazoa, Chordata, Aves, Columbiformes, Columbidae. The record is from RefSeq and is a predicted model, not a curated record. The transcript has 61 exons. Gene Ontology annotation, molecular function: ATP binding; protein binding; protein kinase activity. Gene Ontology annotation, biological process: protein phosphorylation; axon guidance; intracellular signal transduction.